Budorcas taxicolor (takin) is the source of this 2821-nucleotide messenger RNA. RefSeq names its product peptidase inhibitor 16 (gene PI16). The record is from RefSeq and is a predicted model, not a curated record. NCBI's taxonomy places the organism in Eukaryota, Metazoa, Chordata, Mammalia, Artiodactyla, Bovidae. The coding region runs from base 9 to 1391 and encodes 460 amino acids. The transcript is spliced from 7 exons. Gene Ontology annotation, cellular component: extracellular region.
UGGUCACCAUGCACGGCUCCAGCAGCCUCCUGGUGUAUCUGCUGCCACCACUGCUACUGCUGGGGGCUGCCCCAGGCCCCGCCAGGGCCCUCAGUGAGCAGGAGCAACACGUGAUGGUGGAGCUGCACAACCUCUACCGAGCCCAGGUGUCCCCGCCGGCCACCAACAUGCUGCAGAUGAGGUGGGACGAGGAGCUGGCCGCCUUCGCCAAGGCCUACGCGCAGCAGUGCGUGUGGGGCCACAACAAGGAGAGAGGGCGACGCGGCGAGAACCUGUUUGCCAUCACGGGCGAGGGGCUGGACGUGCCGCUGGCCAUGGAGGAGUGGCACCACGAGCACGAGCACUACAACCUCAGCGCCAUCAGCUGCGCCGCGGGCCAGAUGUGCGGCCACUACACGCAGGUGGUCUGGGCCAAGACAGAGAGGAUUGGCUGUGGCUCCCACUUCUGUGAGACGCUCCAGGGUGUUGAGGAGACCAACAUCCACUUGCUGGUUUGCAACUAUGAGCCCCCGGGGAACGUGAAGGGCCAGAGACCCUACCAAGAGGGGACUCCAUGCUCCCAAUGUCCCUUGGGCUACCACUGCAAAAACUCCCUUUGUGAACCCAUCAGAGGCCCAGAAGAGGCUCAGGAUUUGUCUUCCCUGGUACCUGAGGCCCCAUCUUCCCUAGCAACAGAAGCCUCAAGCUCUAGGAAAGGGGGGAUCGAUUCUUCCUUAGCAACAGAACCUCAACCCUUCUUGGUAACAGAGGUCUCAGGCUCCCUGGCAACAAAGGUUCUAUCUUCUGUAGAAACCAAGGCCCCAUCUUCCUUAGUAACGGAACACUCCCCUUUCACGGCAACAAAGACUCCACUUUCCUUAGCAACUAAGGUCCCUUUUGUUUUGGCCACUCACAACCUGCCCUCCUUGGAUAAGUGGCCACCUACCCUCCUCCCCAAAUCAACCCGUGAUCCCAUCCCCAAAUCGGCAGACAAAGAGGCCAGCAGUACAAGAAUGCCUUCCAGGAUCCCGGAGAGUUCUCUGCACCCCAAGAUAUCCUUGAUGGGGACACGGGAGCUGCUACCUCUCUCCCAGGAGGAGGGUGAGGCUGAGGCCGAGUUGCCUCAUUCCAGUGAGACCUUGGCCUCAGUCUUUCCAGCCCAGGACAAGCCAGGUGAGCUGCAGCCCGCACUGAAGCACAAAGGGCACUCCUCCUCCAAGUCCCCCAGCGCCUCUGCCACCGCCAAUGCCAUGGGCGGGCGCACCCUGGCCUUGCAGUCCUCCUUGCCAGAUGUGGAGGGCCCUGGAAAGCAUGGCUUCAGAUCAGGGUCAAAUGCGAGCCCUGGGCACGUCGGGGGCCUCCUCCUGGGACUGCUGCUACUGCUUCCCCUGGUGUUGGCUGGAAUCUUCUGAAGGGGUCACCACUCAAAGGUACUGCCAAAGACUACUUUCCAAAGUGACUGCACCAUUUUACAAUCCCAGCAGCAAUGUACAAGGGUUUCAAUUUCUCCACAUUACCAACGCUUGUCUUUUUUGAUUAUAGUCGUCGUAGCAAGCAUGAAGUAGUAUCUUGCUGUGGUUUUGAUUUUCAUCACCCCGAUGGCUAAUGAUGUUGAGCAUCUUUCCAUGUACUUAGUGGCCAUCUGUGUAUUUUUCUUUGGAGAAAUGUCUACUCAAGUCUUUUGCCCAUUUUUUAACUGGAGUAUUUGUCUUUUGAGUUGUAGGGAUUUCCUUAUAUAUUCUAGAUACAAGUCCCCUAUCACAUAAAUGAUUUGCAGACAUUUUUUCUUAUUCUAUGGGUUGUCUUUUCUUGAUGGUAUCCUUCAAACAUAAAAGUUGCUCAUUUUGAUGACUUCUGGCAUCAAUGUUUUUUUUAUUUGUGCUUUUGGUGUUAUAGCUAAGAAACCCUUGCCUAAUCCAAGGUCAUAGAGAUUUAUGCCUAUGUUUUAAGAGUUUUAUAGUUAAUUGUGUGAAUUAAAAUGUAAAUGUUUAUUUCUAGACUCUCAAUCAUAUUCCAUUGAUUUAUGUAUUUCUCUUUAUGCUAUUACCUACCACACCACCUUCAUUACUGUAGUAUUGCAGUUAAGUUUUGAAAUUGGUAAAUGUAAGUCCUCCAACUUUGAUUUUUUUUUCCAAGAUUGUUUAGAGUAUUCUACGUCCCUUGAAUUUCCAUAUAAGUUUUAGGACCAGCUUGUCAAAUUUCUGCAAAAUUUUUAUAGGGAUUAUGUAAUCCAUCAUUGUAACAAUGUUAAGGCUUCUAAUCCAAGAACAUGCAAUGCCUCUCCAUUUAUUUAGGUUUUCUUUACUUUCAACAAUGUUUUAUAGUUUCCAAAAUAAAAAUUUUGUAAUUUUUUUGUUAAAUUUGUUUAUAAGCAUUUUAUUUUUAUGUUGUUGUAAAUGAGACUGUUUCAUUAAUUUCAUUUCAUUCUGAUUACAAGCAUAUAGAAAUACAAUCAACUUUAUAUACCACAACCUUAUUGAAUUCGUUUGUUAUAACAGCAUUUUUUAGUGGCUUCCUUAGAUUUCCUAUAUACAUGACCGUGUCAUCUGCAGAGUUUUACUUCUGCCUUCUAACCCAGAUAACUUUUCAUUUUCUUGCCUAACUGCCCUGGCUAGACCCUCCAGUACAAUCUCAAGUAAUGGCCUGUCAAGUAAUGGAAAGGCCUGUCAGUUUUUUCUUAUUCCUGACCUUAAUGGGGAAAACAUUCCACCAUUUGGUAAAAUAUUAACUAUGGGUUUUUUCACAGAUGCCGUUUAUCAGGUUGGGGAAGCUCUCUUCUUAGGUAUCUGAAUGUUUUCAUCAUGAACAGAUGUUGAGUUUUAUUAAACACUGUGCCUAUUGA